UGGCCCCGAUGACGCAAACAAACAGAACCAACCGCCGGUGGGAUCGAGUGGGAUCAUACACAUGGUCGUAAGGUAGAAGAAGCCUGUUAGAGAUGGCUCAGUCAGCUAUACGCGCCACCGUGAGGACGGUAAACAAGGGGAGGAGGCUUGUCCCGAAGAGAGCCGCACUAGAACUGACACCGAGUGCACUGACAAAAGUGAGAUCUCUUCUGUCAGAAAACUCAGAAGCUGUAAGUGCUUUCGUGCAAAACCCCGAGCUAAAGUUUGAACAUGGUUCACAGGUAGGGUUGAGGGUGGGUGUCAGAACAAGAGGCUGCAACGGACUCUCAUACACCAUGGACUAUGCAACAGAGAGAGGAAAACUCGACGAAGAAGUAGUUCAAGAUGGAGUCCGGAUAUUCCUGGACAAGAAGGCUCAGCUGACGCUACUGGGGACAGAGAUGGACUACGUAGAGACGAAACUGGCUCGGGAGUUUGUCUUCAACAAUCCAAACGCAAAGGGAAUGUGUGGAUGUGGUGAAAGCUUUCACGUAUAGCAGCAGUAAACACUCACCACUGUACCCAUGAUCAAUCAGUCGUCGUUAUUUUUAAUUGUGUAUGUGUCACGUAUUAUUUAUGUCAUAAUAAUUAUUAUAUACACCCGUUCUUGUGUCUUUUACAGUGCGCUUCAGAUCG
Geodia barretti is the source of this 675-nucleotide messenger RNA. The record is from the annotation of a GenBank genome assembly. NCBI's taxonomy places the organism in Eukaryota, Metazoa, Porifera, Demospongiae, Tetractinellida, Geodiidae.